This is a messenger RNA of Marchantia polymorpha subsp. ruderalis, 806 nucleotides long. Lineage: Eukaryota; Viridiplantae; Streptophyta; Marchantiopsida; Marchantiales; Marchantiaceae. The record is from the annotation of a GenBank genome assembly.
GAAGAAGUUAUGCAUGAGAACUUCUCAGCCUUUUCGGUAAUUUCAACCUCAUGAUAUUUCCAAAGAUUUGGGGUUCUUUUCGGAAGACUCUCCGUUGCUGUCGCGGGAUGUCGUAUCGAGUUUCCUCAUCCUUGUCUGGAAGGCGAGAGUGAAAACAAUGCAUCUGGAAUCGAGUGGGCGAGAGAAGACAGCUCUGUGAUACAAAUAAAUCCCAAAAGUGAGAGAUGCUCGCAAAGAAAAAAGCACUUCCAUGUUUAUCGGCGAAAGGCCAAACCCCACACGUCUUUUCCCUCCCUACCUUGGCCUGCUUAGGGAAUUGUGCGCGACGGAGGGUGGGACCAUUGCGCCAUGGUCUUCUCUUGCUUCAUCUCCAAGCAAAAUUUGUUUAUGUCCUCAAGGUAGUUCUCAUCGAAUUGUUGCGAGCCAAGCGUGAGACAUGGAGAAAGAUUCACUCCUGCAAUGAUGCAUGCAGUGACUUUCAGGACUUGGGGCGCUACUAAAGAGAAUGGAACGGGGAAAAUAGAGGUGCGGCGGGAAAGCGGGAAAGUGAUAUUUUCCACUGUCUUUAGGGUCUUUUAUGCAAAGGCAUUUUAAGUUGUGAGCGGAAAGAAAAAAGGCGACGCAUUGUAUGUGAUGGACGAUCGCAAAAACCAAAAUACAAUUGUGCAAGUUGGAUGUUUAAUUUUGCUUUUAUCGUCGAUCAAAUGAUCUUUAGAAGCAUUUAAACCAAAUUUAGAAGGGCACUAGGAAUGAGUGAUCCAUUAAUUGUACUGUAACAGAAUUUGGUAAACGAACUUGCUUAGACG